Messenger RNA from Solanum dulcamara, 1334 nucleotides. Its product is annotated as F-box protein At5g07610-like. The transcript has a single exon. The record is from RefSeq and is a predicted model, not a curated record. Gene Ontology annotation, molecular function: protein binding. Lineage: Eukaryota; Viridiplantae; Streptophyta; Magnoliopsida; Solanales; Solanaceae. The coding region runs from base 72 to 1334 and encodes 420 amino acids.
GCUAAAUAUUCAGCAAACUAUAUAAUAUAGUAAUAAGUAACAGAUGCUCCAACUCCUACACAGAAAUCAGAAUGAAGAUAAUCAAAAUAACAACCUGCAUAUCAUCAUUUUCUGCAAAUGAAGUGUUUUCUAAUGAAGAACUGCUGAUAGAGAUCUUCCUCCAUCUUCCAGUAAAAUCACUCGUUCGAUGCAAAUGCGUCGGGAAAAAAUGGAAUUAUUUAAUCGCUAGCCCCGAAUUCACCCGCCUCAGAGUCCCCUGUUUCAACUCUGCUCGUGGCCUCAUUCUGCACUGCUCUUCUUUUUUGAUCAACCCUUUUAACGAAUUUGUACCCUUCACCCUCGAAAAUCCAAUUCAAUCACCAUUUCACAUGCUCAAUUUCGUUGACGAUCCUUAUGGAAUUAGAAUUCUGCAAUCUUGUAAUGGACUUUUGCUUUGUCGUAGCUUUCGCGUUCAUGAUCAGCCUAACGGAAACUAUUAUGUGUACAACCCAACGACACAACAAUUCGUCACACUUCCAAGACUGAGAGGGUAUAGACAAACUUCCAAGGCUGUUAUUGGGAUGAAACUAGCGUUUGAUCCAUGGAAAUCGCCACAUUAUAAAGUGGUUUGCAUUCGAAUGUCUGAUGAAGUGUUUCCUGAUGAUCAACACUAUCAGGUCGACAUUUAUUCAUCUGAAACUAAGAAAUGGAGAGUCGUGGGACCACCUUUCCUUGCUCGUUACGAUAUAGGAUUCGCGUAUACUGGAGUUUAUUGGAAUGGUGCAAUUUAUUGGGAAUGUGGUGACAACUCGUUACGUUUCAAUGUGGAACGAGAAAUGUUUGAAAAGUUUCCCAUGCCUAGCAUUGGUAGAAGUUGGGAUGAUGAUAAGGAGAGUAGAGUUGCUUAUUACGGAGAGUCUUGUGGAUAUUUGCAUCUAGUACAAGUGUAUAGCAUUAAGAAGCUCACUUUCUACAACAUUUAUGAAAUGAAAAAUGACGGCAUGGAGUGGUACUUGAAAUACCAAGUGAAUGUUGAAGAUGUCGUUAACAAGUUCCCUCAUAUGAUUCGACAUUAUCAUGACUCAACAGACUGGAAUUAUUACUUAGCGAUGAGUGUGCUUUGUGUUGUUAGAGGGGAGAAAGAGGAGGACACCUUCAUGAUUUUGCACAUUCCCAAAAUGGUCAUACGUUAUAAUUUGAGGGAUUACACAUUUUACAAGCUAUGUGAAUUUGGAAAUAAUAGUAUUCAAGAAAAUCAAUUUGAGGAUGAAGAUGAGGAUUAUGAAGACCCUAUUUCCUUGCAAUUUAAUAGGUUUAGUGCUUUCCAAUAUAUUGAAUCUUUAUUUUGUAUGUGA